CCAGUGGAAAAUCAUAGCGUUUGGAGACUUUUUUACUUCAUAUCAUUUCUUCUCCUUGUGGCCUUUUUCGUUCUCAACAUGUUUGUUGGGGUGGUAGUUGAGAACUUUCACAGAUGUCGUGAACAGCAAGAGAAGGAAGAGAAAGCGAGAAGAGCCGCUAAAAGAGCUAAAAAACUCGAAAAGAAACGAAAGAAAUUAAUGGAACCACCCUAUUAUAUCAAUUAUUCCAAACCAAGAUUAUUUACAAAAUUAAUUUUGAAAUUGUUAAAAAUGGCCAAAGGCAUUAGAGCUUUAUUGGAUACCGUAAUGCAAGCCUUACCCCAAGUUGGAAAUCUGGGUCUGCUUUUCUUUCUCCUGUUUUUUAUUUUCGCUGCUCUUGGAGUUGAAUUGUUUGGUCGCUUAGAAUGUACAGAAGAGUUUCCUUGUGAGGGUCUCGGAGAACAUGCCCAUUUCAGAAACUUUGGUAUGGCAUUUCUCACCUUAUUUCGAGUCGCCACCGGCGACAACUGGAACGGAAUAAUGAAAGAUACUCUCCGAGAAUCGUGUGAUUCUUCGAGCGAUUGUGUUCGUAAUUGUUGUGUGUCUGCUUUCAUUGCACCGUUGUACUUCGUCGUGUUCGUGUUAAUGGCACAAUUUGUUUUGGUGAAUGUAGUUGUGGCAGUAUUGAUGAAGCAUUUGGAAGAAUCGCACAAACAUAUGGAAGACGAUUUAGAGAUGGAUGCGGAAAUUGAACAAGAGCUGGCAGCCGAACAAGAACAGAAACUCCGAGAAGUUGCUGCUGCCGAGAGUUUGUUGGAAGUGAUGGACCGCGAGGAAACGAACAUAAAUCAAAGGUUACACAAACCAAUAGUCAAGAUGGCCUCACUUCCAGCAAACUUCACGUUUACGUUCAACAACGGCUGGGAUAAUGAAAAGGAUUAUG
Centruroides sculpturatus (bark scorpion) is the source of this 922-nucleotide messenger RNA. Its product is annotated as voltage-dependent T-type calcium channel subunit alpha-1G-like. NCBI's taxonomy places the organism in Eukaryota, Metazoa, Arthropoda, Arachnida, Scorpiones, Buthidae. The transcript has 7 exons. The annotation marks the transcript as partial. Gene Ontology annotation, biological process: membrane depolarization during action potential; neuronal action potential; calcium ion import. Gene Ontology annotation, cellular component: neuron projection; voltage-gated sodium channel complex; plasma membrane. The record is from RefSeq and is a predicted model, not a curated record. Gene Ontology annotation, molecular function: voltage-gated sodium channel activity; low voltage-gated calcium channel activity.